Molecule: messenger RNA, 1890 nt
Organism: Ictalurus furcatus (blue catfish)
Lineage: Eukaryota; Metazoa; Chordata; Actinopteri; Siluriformes; Ictaluridae
Product: properdin
Exons: 9
Coding region: 119-1459 (446 amino acids)
Source: RefSeq, a predicted model, not a curated record
UAAAAAGAAAAAGCAGAGACUUAGCCAACAGCAUAGGUUACUAGCUUAUCUGAAACCUUUCUAUUUUUACCAUAUACUUCAGGUUUUAAAAUUUCGAUCUCUACAUAGGAAGCCAAUAAUGAGGACAGUAAUGCAUAUUAUAAUACUCCUUGUGCAUGUGCUUCAUGUCCAGCAAACAGUCUCCAACCUGGUGCAGUGUUAUGGCACUUUUCACCCAACAGAUGGAACAUGCAGUAACAUUAUGGGGAAAGUGCCACAAGAUGACUGUUGUAUGAACCCUGUAUAUGGCUUUCAGGAUGAAGACGGUGUUUGCAAGUCUUGCAGGCAUGCUUCAUGGACCACAUGGUCCCCCUGGAGUUUAUGCUCAGUGAGUUGUACUGAAGGAGUGAGACAGAGACGACGUGCCUGCUAUGGCAUUGGGGAGUGCCCUGACCCUCACCUUUUGGGAGAGAUACAAACUGAACCUUGUGAAGACAUCAGCUGCUGUCCAGAAAAUGGAGCAUGGUCUGAAUGGAGUCCAUGGCAGCCAUGUUCAGUUACAUGUGAAAAAGGACUAAAAAAGAGGAAGAGGACCUGCUCUAACCCACCUCCCAAAUGUGGUGGUGUUUGCCACGGCAACAGCGAGGAAACCGAAAAUUGUGACACGGGGAUUGUCUGCCCAACUCAUGGAGGCUGGUCUGCAUGGGGUAACUGGGGUGCCUGUGCAGGGACAUGUGAAGUAGAGGGGAUUUCACCACCUCAACAGGAGAGAUACAGAACAUGUACAAACCCUCCGCCGUCUGUUGUACCACGUGGCAGUGAUUGCCCAGGCUCAAGCACAGACAGUCAAUACUGCAGAGGACUGCCUUUCUGUUCAGUAAAUGGAAACUGGGGGGCUUGGUCAGAAGCCUCUGAUUGCUCUGUGACGUGUGGAGUGGGACUACAGACACAGCAUCGUAAAUGUGACAAUCCUGUACCCAAAUAUGGAGGCCAGGGCUGCCCAGGAGAAAAGACCAAAAAACUGCUCUGCACUAUUCCAAAAAACUGCCCAGCGAAUGGUGAAUGGAGUGAGUGGUCUGCAUGGUAUGGCUGUAUUUCACCAAACCAAAGGCAAAUUACGUGCAAGAAUAGAAUGGGGAGGCGAAGGAGACUGAGAGACUGUUUAGGCAGGGAAUAUGGAGGAGCUUUCUGUGAGGGAGAGGGUGUAGAGUUUGAGCGCUGCUAUGAUAUUGAAGGCUGUAAAGCUGGGCCUGAUCAACAAAUACCAAGAGCCCUAUGGUCAGAAUGGUCCAAAUGGGGUUACUGUAAACCUGACUGUGGAGUAUCUUCAACACAGACAAGGAAACGGGUGUGUAUACCCGACAUCUCAAAGUAUAGUGAACCGAAUAUGGAGCUGUUCGCAGGAAACCCGGAUAUUAACUGCCCAUCCUUGGCAGAGACAAAAGGGACCAGACCAUGCCUAAAUCUUCCACCAUGUUAGAUCAGGUUUAUGGUCAUCAGGUGCACUCAGAAAUGGUAAAUGAAGUGUUAAUGGAAGCUUUAUCUACAAUGUUUCUAAGCUUUUCUUUCUGUGAUGCCUGUUUGUGUAAGCUUUCUGCUAUUCAUUCUGCCAGUAUGUACCAAAACACACCUAGCACACACUUAAUGCACUGCACUGGAAGUGUAGUAAUUGUAUUCCCAUUUGAAAUACAUUUGUAACAUUUAUGACUGUGUGUUUUCAUUUCACUUUAUGGUAGGACUGCAAGCAAAAUCGUAGAAUCUUAUAAAUAAACAUUUCUUUUUAAAAUAAAAUUAUACAUAGGCCUAUAUUAUAUACUUACCUGACUUUAUUUCUCUUUUUUGCUUGUAUUUACUGUACAUUUUCCUCUUUACUUGCAUUAUAUUAAUAAAACACACUAUUAUGUCUUGAAA